AUGGGUAUCAAUAAUCCUAUCCCAAGAAGUUUGGGUUCAGAGACAAAAAAAGCUGCAAAAAUUUUAUCAAGUUUUGUUAAACCUAAUCAAGUAUUUGGUGCAGAUCAAGUUAUUCCUCCUGAUGUAUUAAAGAAAGCUAAAGGUUUAGCAAUUAUUACUGUUUUAAAAGCAGGUUUCUUAUUUUCGGGUAGAGCAGGUUCAGGUGUUAUUGUUGCAAGAUUAGGUGAUGGUACUUGGUCUGCUCCUUCUGCUAUUGCAAUGGCAGGUGCAGGUGCGGGUGGUUUAGUUGGUAUUGAAUUAACAGAUUUUGUUUUUAUUUUAAAUACACCAGAAGCUGUUAAAUCAUUCUCUGAAUUUGGUACUAUUACACUUGGUGGUAAUAUUUCUGUCUCUGCAGGUCCAUUAGGUAGAAAUGCAGAAGCUGCUGCAUCUGCUUCUACAGGUGGUGUUUCUGCAGUUUUUGCUUAUUCUAAAUCUAAAGGUUUAUUUGCAGGUGUCUCUGUUGAAGGUUCUGUUAUUGUUGAAAGAAGAGAAGCAAAUAGAAAAUUUUAUGGUGAUAAUUGUAAAACAAAACAGAUUUUAUCUGGUAGAAUUAGACCUCCACCAGAAGUUGAUCCUUUAUUUAGAGUUCUUGAAUCGAGAGCAUUUAAUUAUAGAACUCAAAAUUAUGAUGAUCAAUAUUCAGAAGGUAGCUUUUAUGAUGAUAUUCCAGAUUCAUUUUCAGAAAUGUCUUCAAGAAGAAAUGGUGGAAGUGGAAGAUAUGGUAGAGGAGGUAAUAGAAGUAGAAGUAAUUCAUAUUAUGAUGAUGAUGAUGAUGAUUUUGAUGAUGAUUAUAAUGAUUCUGGAUCAAAUGAUCGUAACAGAAAUAAUAAUACUAGUAGUAGAACAGGAGGUGUCUCUCGAAAUGAUUCUAGAUAUCGUUCAAAUGUUAGUUCUACUGGUGGAAGAACAAGAAGAAGUUAUGGUGGAUUUGAUGAUGAAGAUUUUGAUGAUCCAAGUGGUGCUAAUGAUUAUUAUGCUAGUCAUAGAAGAACUGGUAGUGCAAACAAUAAUAAUAAUUCAAGAUCACGUUGGGAAGAUGAUGUUUAUGAUGGUCGUUCUGGUAACCGUAGUUCUCGUAGAGAUGAACAUGAUGUUGAUGAUCUUUCAAAUAGAUUCUCAAGAUCUCGUAUCUCUUCAGGUCCAACUGGUUCAAAACGUUAUUCAGAUGAAAGACAAGAUACAAAAGCUCCAAUAUCCUCUGCUGGUUCUGAAAAGACACCAAAGGCUGUAGCAUUAUAUAGUUUCAAAGGUGAAGAAUCUGGUGAUUUACCAUUCAGAAAAGGUGAUGUUAUUACAAUCUUAAAGAAAUCGGAUUCUCAAGAUGAUUGGUGGACGGGUAGAGUUAAUGGUAAUGAAGGUAUAUUCCCAGCAAAUUAUGUUGAAUUAGUAUGA
Molecule: messenger RNA, 1434 nt
Organism: Maudiozyma saulgeensis
Lineage: Eukaryota; Fungi; Ascomycota; Saccharomycetes; Saccharomycetales; Saccharomycetaceae
Source: the annotation of a GenBank genome assembly